AUGGUCGAUGUAGUUUUAUCCUGGGGAUUUUGCGGCUUUUCUCUAAAGCGUUAUGGGGUAAGAAAAUGCAAUGCUGUGUGUGGUGUUGGCAUCUACAACAGCACGGUGCACACCGCUAAUUCUCCAAAUUUUGCAGGAGUUAGGAACAGACAGGAGAGUCAGGAAAGAGAAAGUGGAUGGGUGGAUGAGUGGAUGAGUGGGUGA
Molecule: messenger RNA, 204 nt
Organism: Sclerotinia sclerotiorum 1980 UF-70
Lineage: Eukaryota; Fungi; Ascomycota; Leotiomycetes; Helotiales; Sclerotiniaceae
Exons: 2
Coding region: 1-204 (67 amino acids)
Source: RefSeq, a predicted model, not a curated record